AUGAUUUCUCGCCAAGCUUUAAUGUUACGGCCAUUAAUUAGAAAUCGAGUAAAUUUAUUAAAUUUUUAUUUUCCUUCAUCAUCUUCUUCUUCAAAAGAUAAUUUUUUAAUAGUUACAGAAAAAGCAAUAAAUCAACUAGGAAAAGUUUCAUCGCCUGGAGAAAAUUUACGAAUAAGUGUAGAUUCUGGUGGUUGUUCUGGUUUUGAAUAUAAAAUGAUUUUGGAUAAAGAAAUAAAUGAAAAGGAAGAUGAAAUUAUUAAAUUUUCUAAUGGGGCUAGUGUUGUUAUAGAUAAAAUUUCUCUUGAAUUUAUUCGUGGAUCAAAAUUGGAUUAUUCAGAAGAUUUAAUGAGAGCAGCUUUUCGAAUAAUUGAUAAUCCAAAGGCAACAAAUGGAUGUUCUUGUGGGGCUAGCUUUUCUCCAAAAGAAAUUUUUAAUAUGUUAAUAAUAAAUCGUUUUGGUUAUAAUCUUCCAUUUAAUAUUUAUUUAAAUAAUUAUCGGUUUCAAUUAAUUAUUACAAGAAAAUUUUUAAACAAUUUUGUUGUUAAAAUUGCUCCACAAAUUGAAAAUAAUUUAUUUUUUUCUUCAAAAUAUUUGGAAAAUAAAGAAUAUUUUGAUCAAAAACAAAAUUAUAAAAAAUUUAAAAUUUGGAGAGGAAUGUGGGCAUUUACUUUUUUUGGUAUUUUUGGAUGGGAAGAUUGGAAAAAAUUAGACGAUGAUCCAUUAAAGGAUAAAGUAAAGUGGGCAAUGUUACAUAGAAAAUAUAAACGUUAUGAUAAUGCUGUUGAGGAAUUAAAUAAAGCAUUAAAAGAAGCACAAGAAUUGGGAAAUCAAAAAUAUAUAACAAGAAUAUAUGAUGAAUUAGCAAAUACUUUUUAUGAAUCUACAGAUUUUGAAAAAGCUGAAAAUUUAUUUAGAUUAGUUAUUCACAGAUUAAUAACAAUUCAUCAAAAAACAGAAUCUUCCCCAGAAUUUAUUGGAAUUUCUUUAAAAUUAGCAGAAAUUUUUGCAAAGAAAGGAGACGCUGUUUCUGCAGAUAUUGGCUAUAAACAUUGUUUAAAAAAGCAAAUAGAAGAAUCAGAUAAAGCUUUGGGAAAAUUUUAUAUAGCACAUGGGGCACAUAUUGAAUUAAAAUUUGCCCUUCUUGGAAUGUGUUUUCACGAAUAUGGACUCUUUUUGGUUGAUUUUUAUCCGGAAAGGUUGGAUGAAGCAAAAGAAUAUAUAAAUGAAGCUUUAAAGAUUUCAUAUAAAAUAUAUGGUGUUAAUUCCUCUCAUGCAUUAAAUAUAAUUGUUACAUUUUCUGGGAGAUGUAUACUUAAAAAUCAAUUCAAAAUUGCUCGAGAUUAUUUAGAAAUGGGAAUUGGGAGAAUAUUGGUACAGCCAGAAAAUGAAAAUAUUUUACUCUCCUACUAUUGCUGCUAUUCUGAAGCUUUAUUUCAUACCGGUGAAAAAGAAAUGGCUAUCGAUUACGCGGAAAGAGCAGUCAAUUUAUCAAAAGAAGAAGCUGUAGAUCCUUCUGUGCGCGAAUAUGUCAGUGAUUUUGCAAAACAAAUUAGAAGAGAUGCUUCACGUUCAAAAAGAAGUGAAAACUCGUUGUUAAAAUGGCCUUUUUAG
Meloidogyne enterolobii is the source of this 1611-nucleotide messenger RNA. The record is from the annotation of a GenBank genome assembly. Lineage: Eukaryota; Metazoa; Nematoda; Chromadorea; Rhabditida; Meloidogynidae.